Molecule: messenger RNA, 423 nt
Organism: Penicillium atrosanguineum
Lineage: Eukaryota; Fungi; Ascomycota; Eurotiomycetes; Eurotiales; Aspergillaceae
Product: ACT domain-containing protein
Exons: 1
Coding region: 1-423 (140 amino acids)
Source: RefSeq, a predicted model, not a curated record
AUGGCCGCCGGUGGAACAGACCUAUCGGUCCUCCUAGCGACUAUGGAGCCAACCCUGGACCCCACAACCUACGUCUUCAUCAACACAACCGAGCCACUCACCUCUCUUCCAUUGGCCACUCUUCAACCCCAACUCAUCGCCCAAGAGGCCGAGGGCACCACCAUCGUGACCACUGAAGCAUUGGCCACGUCGCAUGGCUACAAAGAAGUCGUCUUCCCGUGCAAGAAGAUCUCUCUCACCGUCCACUCCAGCCUCGAAGCGAUUGGACUGAUAGCAGCCAUUACGAACCGCCUCAAAGAUCACCAGAUCAGCACGAACGUCGUCAGCGGGUUCUUCCACGACCACAUCUACGUCCCAGUCGGACGCGCAGAUGAUGCGAUGCGAGUUCUGGUGGGUUUAGCUACAGAGGCGAACAGGCAAUAG